UUUCACUUGUGGGACAUGAGCUGUGAGAUUCGUGAUUUGCGAUUCAAGUACAAACAGAAAAAGUUCCCGUUUCUACGCGGUCACGGCCUAGCCUUUGCACUGGCGAAGGAUGUUAGUCUGCAUCUUUCCUUCGUUGUUAAGUGGGUCAAAGAGGAAGAGCAGCCUAACGGAGGUGAUGCAAACAGAAAUACAAGAGCGGCAUCUUCCUCAUCUUCGGCUUCGAUGGGAGAUUUGCUGGAGGGCAGCGACCAUGAACAGAUAAGCGGUGCCGCUGAAAAAAGAGCUUCUGACGACUCUGAUAGCUCCCGUCCUAGCAUAUCAAACAGUGAGAUGAGCAGCAACGUCUCGUCAGACGAUGACGAUGAUGCUGGGUCACUUGUUUCAGGAGAAGAGCCUACUUCUGGGAGGAACCCAAGAACUUCUACGACGAGUGCUGAUGAUGUGACACAACAUCAUACGGGUCAGCAGCGGGCAGGACCGGCUGCAGCGGGUGGUUGGUAUCCUGUGCUGGAGAUGGAUCGAAACGAGAUGCGGAUCGGAGAGUUGCAUAUUCAUGUAGAGGAAACGCGUUUUGCAUGGUUG
Messenger RNA from Amoebophrya sp. A25, 582 nucleotides. The record is from the annotation of a GenBank genome assembly. Lineage: Eukaryota; Dinophyceae; Syndiniales; Amoebophryaceae.